Schizosaccharomyces cryophilus OY26 is the source of this 2374-nucleotide messenger RNA. Its product is annotated as ubiquitin-protein ligase E3. The transcript has a single exon. Lineage: Eukaryota; Fungi; Ascomycota; Schizosaccharomycetes; Schizosaccharomycetales; Schizosaccharomycetaceae. The coding region runs from base 554 to 1918 and encodes 454 amino acids. The record is from RefSeq and is a predicted model, not a curated record. Gene Ontology annotation, molecular function: metal ion binding.
CAAAACUUUUAUGCAGGACUCCUUUUUUUUUUAUAAAACCCAUUGAUCUUGAAUCUGGAAUUAUUGUAUAAUAAACUAUAAUUAUUUAUGUAAUCUAGAAGACCGUCUUCUUGAUCUUUUAUACCGAGAAAUUGGUACAAUUCCUCUUUCUUUCUUCUUAAAACUAAUUGACGUUUAUUAAAGGAGGAAUCGGUUCUUUAGUUUAAUCUUGAUAAUAGCAAAUAUCGAUUGCUGUUUCAGAUUUUAUUAAUAAGUGCGCUCUGGUGCAGAUUGCUAUUGUGUUUUCUCACUUUAUAGUACAACCUUGAUUGUUUGUGUUCGGUGGGAAAAAAGGCAUCUCUAAUCAUAAUUUUUUCUUUCCAUGAUUCAAUUUGGAAACGAAAUAAUCUCUAAUUUGUAAUUUAUUACAGAAGCUAUUAAUUUUCAGUAUUCAUCUUCUGUUUAUAUUAUACUCAAGUGAGUCUAUUUGGUCUUUGCAUAUAUACAUUCGUCGGUCACGUUUGAUCAAAUCCCCCCCUUUUUUUUUGGAAACUUAUUAAUUGUACCUUUUACAAUGAAAUUUGGACACAACUUUCAGCGUGCGUUGGAAAACGAGAUGCCUCCUGGUUGGAGCGAGGCAGCAAUUCAGUAUAAAGCUCUUAAGAAGUGCAUUAAGCGUUUUGUGUACGAGCUUUCAUCUCUGGGCUUAAGUGCUGAAACAAUUCGGCGUCUCAUUUCCUCAUCAGAUGAAAACCAGCAGCGAGCCAUCACCAUGACUUAUUCUUUGGCCAAAGAGGGUCACGUUGUGGUUCCCAAAAUUGUUGUGAAUGUGAAUUUUGAGAAAUUAAAGGAUGAUGAAUUUGCAGCCUCAAUGGUGAAACAACUUUCUGCUUCUUCUAAUAUCGCUAAUUCUUUCCAUACUCCAACAUCCCGAACUUUUCAUAUCAAUGAGAAAGGUGGUAAUGAUAAUCAUUGCUCUAAUAUUAAGGUUGGUCAAAUUAAUACAUAUACGGAUGAUUCCGAAGUUCAACAAAUGGAACUCUUGUUGAAUUUCGAUCAUGAGUUUUUUGAAAAGCUUACUACAGAAUUGCAGAAUGUCGAACACUUACAGCAACAGCAACGUGAAAUUUUGCAUUCCGCUUUUGAAAAUCUUACUCAUGAUAUUUCCUUGACCGCGUCACCUGUCUCUAAAAAGCAUUACAAUUCACUGUAUUGCUGGAGAACCAUUUUUAGACUGUAUAUGGAUGCAGAUAUCUUCAUGUCUAGUAAGGAAGCCGAUGGAAAUCGUGAAAGAUCUCCAGAGUUAGCUCAACGCCAUUUGAGCUGGUUUGACCAACAAGUUCGGAAGGCUCAUUGCCUUCCUUCUUCUACGAAGCAUCAUGACUGGGUGUUCUACAAUCAGUUUGUAGAACUGAAUCGGAAUCUUCUCAAAAUGACUUUUUUCCAGAGUAUGAACAAGCUGGCAGUAACGAAAAUAUUAAAGAAGUUUGAUAAACGUACUUCGCUUACUGCUCAGCCGUUGUUCUUCAAAGUCAUUGAUUCCGACCCUCUACUCGUUGCCGAUAAUGUUGCAAAGGCUAUUUGCUUUAAUCUUAAUUCCAAAUUGUUCUCUGUAAUCCCGCAACUACAGGACUUUGAGUGUGCAAUUUGUUCCAACAUAGCAUAUAAGCCUGUGCGCCUUGGUUGCUCGCACGUUUUUUGUUUGCAUUGCUUAAUUAUUUUACAGAGACAAAAGGUUAAUCUAUGUCCUUUAUGUCGUGCUGAAGAAGUAUUGAAAGCCGAUUCCCGCAAUAUUGACCAAGCAUUAUUAAAUUUUAUGAAGACGUUUUUUCCCCGCGAAAUUAAACAAAAGCGGGUCGAAAACGAGGAAGAUCUAUUUACUGGUCCUUCUACAUCCGUACGUGUGAUUUCCGACAAGAAUGCGUGUAUAAUCAUGUGAAGCGCAUCUAUUUCUUUAUUGAAAAGUGUGUAUAUUUUUAUUUUUUUUUUACCUUAAUUUAUUUUUGCAUUAUAGGCAAGGUUGUUUUAUGCACCCCUUAUUACAGAAACAGCUAUGUUUCGGCUUGCCAGAAUGUUUUGAAAAAGCGAUUCUGUUUUCAUAAUGCGUGCAGAGUUGCUUUAACGAAAAUUUAAAUGUGUGCUGAACUAUCUGCUUUCUUUUGCACAUUUUAAUUAUCUCUUAUGUCUUUUGUCUUUCUUUCCUGUUUUUGUUAAUUAUUUCAAUUAUGCUUUAUUUUAUGGUAUAGUCCAUGAAUUUUUUGCGUCCAGUAGUGGAGCUCUGUAUACUAAAAGGGUUUAUGGGUUUAGUUACCUUUUACUUGAAUAUUGAAAUUCUUACUUUUGUUAUUUACUAAAUAAUUAUUAAGUAAAGCAAUCUAUGAAUAUAAAAUUUGUG